AUGACACAAUCAGAUCGUCGUUUCAACUUAAAUGAUGCUUGGAUGAAAAUAUCCGAAGGUUUGAAACGUACAUACCAAUUUCAAGAACUCUCACCUUCACAUUAUAUGGACCUUUACUGUCAUGUUCUAAAUUAUUGUAUAUAUACUACACCACAAGCACGACGAGCUAAUGUACAUGAUAUAGCAAAUAUUGGUGGUGGUGAAUUAUAUGAUAAAUUGAAAAAAUAUCUAAAAUCUUAUUUGGAAAAGAUUUGUAAAAAAGGACUUAAAUUACAAGAAGAAGAUUUACUUCGUUUCUAUGCAACUAAUUGGGAAAAUUAUCGAUUUUCAAGUAAAAUAACAAAUGGUUUUUGUCAUUACUUAAAUCGAUCUUGGGUACGCAGAGAAGAUGAUUCAGGAAGAAGAGAUGUUUAUGGAAUUUUUACUAUGGCUAUCAAAACAUGGAAAUCAGUUAUUUUUGAACAAUUUCAUGAACAAGUUACUAAAGUAUGUCUACAACUAAUCGAAUCUCAACGUCAAAAUGAAAUAAUCAAUACUCUGUUGAUUAGUAGAGUCAUACAAAGUUAUAUUGAAAUUGGUUUUGCCGAGAAUUCAUCUGUAUUCAAUAAUAUUCAUCAAAUAACGUCACCGUCAUCGGCUGAAGUAUCAUUCCUUAAAGAAACUGAACAAUUUUAUCAUGAACCAGCAGCUAUGUUUGAUAUAUCUCAUAGUGAAUAUUUAAAAAAGGUAGUUAAACUUUUUGAUGAAGAAAUACAUCGUAUACAAUCGUAUUUACGUUCAUCAACAUUAAAAGAAUUAAGUAAAAUGUUUGAAAACGUAUUCAUUCAAGAUAAACUUGAAAAUAUAUAUGUCGAAGCCAAAGAAUUAUUACGCACAGAUAAAUAUUUAGAUUUUGUAUUAUUAUUCAAAAUGGUUAUUUCAGUACAAAAAGCAACUACUGAAUUAAGAAAUAUCUUUGAAGAUCAUGUUCAUCAAAUGUGUGUUGAUGCUAUUGAACGUAUCAAUAAUGAUGCAAUUAAUAAUCCAAAACUUUAUGUUGAAACUAUUCUUGAAAUUUAUACAAAUCAUUUAAAACUUGCACAUGAAGCUGUUCAUAGUGAAAAAGAUUUGAAAAUUGCUCUCGAUAAAACUUGUUAUAAAUUUAUUAAUAAUGAUGCAGUAACAAAAGCUGCUGGUAAUACAAGAAAAACGGCUGAACUAUUAGCACGUUAUUGUGAUGUACUUUUACGAAAAGGAAGUAAAAUUCAAGAAAAAACGGAUCUAGAAGAAAAAUUCAAUCAGAUAAUGGUGAUAUUCAAUUAUGUUGAAAAUAAAGAUACUUUUCAAAUAUUUUACAGAGAAAUGUUAGCCAGACGUUUAGUUAGUCAAUUAAGUACAUCUGAUGAUUAUGAAGAAUCAAUGAUUUCUAAACUAGAACAAGAAUGUGAUUUUGAAUAUAUAUUGAAAUUACGACAAAUGCUUCGAGAUAGUCGUGAUAGUAAAAGUUUAAAUAAUCAAUAUCGAACAUAUCAUGAAAGGAACCAACUUGAUAAUAUUGUUGAUUGUUCUGUGAUGGUUCUUAAUUCAAAUUCAUGGUCAUUUUCUACGUCAUCAGAGCUUAUUAUACCAGUUGAACUUAAAACAACAUUAGACAAUUUUACUAAAUUCUAUACUCAACAACGUAGUGGUGGUAAGUUAACAUGGCUUCAUCAACAUUCUCAUGGAGAUGUACAAACAUUAUAUACGAACCCAAGAUAUACUUUAAAUGUAUCAACAUAUCAAAUGGCAGUUUUACUUUUAUUUAAUAAAUCUUCACAUUGGAUAGUUGAAAAAAUGCAAGAUGAAACUCAAAUUCAAGUUAAUUUAUUUUUGCAAAUUCUUUGUGGUUUAUUGAAAAAUAAAUUAUUAAAAUGUGUAGAAAUUAAUGAUGAUGAUUUGAAAGAAAAUGAUAUUAAAAUGAAUUAUCAUAUUGAAAUAGAUGAUGAUUUUAAAAGUAAAAAGAUAAAAAUAAAUUUAAAUUUACCAUUGAAAUUAAGCAAAAAAAAAGAUAUUGAAGAUUCACAUCGAACAAUUGAUGAAGAUCAUAGAAAGGAUAUUCAAGCUGCAAUUGUUCGAACAAUGGAAGUUCGACAAACUUUAAAAUAUAAAUUAUUAAUCCAAGAAGUAAUUCAACAAUUAAGCUCACACUUUAAACCGGAAAUACCUGUGAUUCAAGAAUGUAUUGAGAUAUUAAUUGAAAAAGAAUAUCUUGAACGUCAACCAAAUGAAAAAGAUAUACUACGUUGUUUGGCUUGA
Molecule: messenger RNA, 2274 nt
Organism: Rotaria sp. Silwood1
Lineage: Eukaryota; Metazoa; Rotifera; Eurotatoria; Philodinida; Philodinidae
Source: the annotation of a GenBank genome assembly